CACACAGCUGCAUUUAAAACACAUUUAAAUUAAGGUCUUUUGCUUUUAAAGCCCAGUUGUGCGCCUCACAAAGCGAUAAAAAUAGCACACAGCUUUAAUUUGGAAGUGAUAUUGCUAAAGCUGCUGGCUGGCUGGAUGCAGGGAUUUUCUGGAUGAGUUGCAUGGGGAGCAAGCAGAUGAACGUGAAGGAUAAACAACCAUGGAUGUAGCAUUGGAUUAUAAUAUUUAAAGCCUUUCCGUCCUCAUUAUUUUACAUUUUAACACUGCUGUCUGUGUGAAAAAACGACGGCUUGUUUCACCUUUCGCAAAAACUGGACCUGAGCCGCGAUAUCAAGCUGCUUCAGUGAGAUUUCCUUAUGGCAGACAGUAUUAUGAGCAAGGCUGCUACUAUGGAGAUCCCCAUUAACAGCAAUGGAGACACAGGGGCACUGGCAGAGGAUGACAGCUUGGAGCAGGACUUGCAGCAGGUGAUGGUGUCUGGACCCAACCUGAAUGAAACCAGCAUUGUCUCAGGAGGUUAUGGAGGACCUGCAGGGGGCAUCAUUCCAACCAGCACCAUCAAAGGGCCUGCAAUUCGCCUCAACCCUGAGUAUCUGGACAGAAGACGAGCCCCUGCGCCUGGACCAGACAUUCGCAUGAAAUCGAGGGGUGUUAACUUGCCUAAAAGCCAAUCUGCAGCAAGUCGACUUGCCCAACACAGAGACCAGCAUCCAGGUAUCACCAGGCUCAUCACCAUGUCCAUGCUCGCUGUCAUAAGACCCAUACAAUUUCUGUCAAACUCAGGGUCCUCAAACCAUAACGCUUGUAAUUCAACUGAAGAACUUUCUCGUGGUGUAGCAGUGGAGAAGUUGGAUAGUGUAAAGAAAUGGGGCAUUAACACAUAUAAGUGUACCAAACAGAUGUUUUCAGAGCGGUUUGGUCGAGGUUCACGGACAGUAGAUCUUGAACUGGAGGCUCAGAUUGACGUCUUAAGAGAUACCAAGAGCAAGUAUGAAAACAUCCUUAGUCUGGCAACUGCGCUCAUUAAUCAUUUUCAGUGCAUGGUGCAGACACAACAGGCUCUUGGAGACACCUUCACUGACCUCAGCCAGAAGUCCCCAGAGUUACAGGACGAGUUUGGGUAUAAUGCAGAAACUCAAAAGCUUUUGUGCAAGAAUGGCGAGGCCCUGCUCGGUGCCAUCAACUUUUUUGUAGCCAGUGUCAACACCCUGGUUAACAAAACAAUGGACGAUACGCUGAUGACCAUUAAGCAUUAUGAAAAUGCAAGACUUGAGUUUGACGCCUACCGUUCUGAUCUGGAAGAGCUGAGUUUGGGCCCAAGGGAUGCCGCUGCCAUAGUCCGCAUGGAUAUGGCCCAGCAUGAUUACCAAAUCCACAGAGACAAAUAUGAACGGUUGCGUAGUGAUGUCACCAUCAAACUCAAAUUCCUAGAGGAAAACAAGGUGAAGGUGAUGCACAAGCAGCUGCUCCUCUUCCACAAUGCUAUUUCAGCUUAUUUUGCUGGCAACCAGCAACAGCUGGAACAAACUCUUAUACAAUUCAAUGUGAAGCUAAAGCCCCCAGGAUCAGACAAGCCAUCCUGGCUGGAGGAGCAGUAAGGAGCGCUCAGGGUCCAGCUGGUGAAGAUGUACAAUGACACACUGGUCAGUGAAGAACUUGAGAUCGCUGUUAGAUGGACAAGAAGAUAUUGUAGGAUCAGUACAGAACAGUAAGGAAAAACAUGAGAGAUCAAGUUUGUAUUGUUUUUCAAUAUCACUUGUUUUACAUAGAUGGUACAAGGGUUUCAUUUGUAUUUAGGGUUUUUUGUUAAGUCACAAAAUGACCUCUUCUUACUUUAUUUUUCUUUGGGUAGAACAAUCAUUUACAUGUAUAUAUCUUCUUAUGUAUGUACAGUAUAGUCUACUAUUGUGGGAAUAUCAGUUGGCAGUUUUGCACAUGCAUUGUUUUCUUGUUUAUUUAUGUUGAAUUAUUUUUAAUAUUUCAUGGAAUAUCAUAUGGGAGGAUUUUCACAAAGUGGAUUAGCAAAUUAGCGGGAUAAUGUCAGAAAUGUUAUGAAAUAUCCCCUGAAAUUGUAUGUAUGUUUCUUGGGUAUGCAUGACUGAAUCAGAUUCUUAAACUUAAUAUUCGUGUUUAAAUCGGCGUCACCAGGAUAUAGCAUUAUUCUCAAAGUUAUCUCACUAUGUUUCUAAUCUUGCUUUGUGUAAUACCUGCCUCAAUGGUCAGUUUACAUGUAUAGAAGGGAAAAUAUAUACUGUAAUAUAGUGCUUUUCUCUUACUUAAUAUACAAUCAGUAAUUAGUUUGAACAUCUAAAUUUUGGGUUCUUUAUGAAUCCAGCACAGUUACAACUCAAGAGUUUACAGACAUUAAAAAUGCAAACACACUUCAUAAUCAGAUGUAAUAUGUUUAACAGUAACACCUCAAAUGAUAAAUCCAAACAUUUCAGAUCUCAUAAUAAAAUCAAAAUGCACAACAACCAAGCGUUGACAAUUUUAGUGGGAGGUGCCAUUGUACAACUAUAAAAAAAGGACCUUUGCGACACUGCAGUUCUGUUUUUGUUGUCUCAAUUUUUUACAACACAAACAGUGAAUGGGAAUACUAGCUUAGGAUACAAGUUCCAGUAUCUCUUCAAGGACAGAAUGUAUGAAUAUGUAUGCAUAUUCAUGUAUCUUAUUUUGUGUUAUUUAUUUACCAAUCUGUAACAUAACACUGUAUGUUACGUAAGUUGUCUUUUAAGUCCUAGUCAGCUGAUUGUCUUUGUCUUGUUCUGCAUUUCCAAUAAAGUCUGCUGGAUGUUUUGUUCCACUUAACUGUGCCGUUGACACGAAUGUGUCAGUUUGAUAUGGAAAGCUUUCACAGAGUAUGUAGAGAAAACUCCCAGCUGGUAUGUAACAUGUAUGGCACA
Messenger RNA from Scomber scombrus (Atlantic mackerel), 2903 nucleotides. RefSeq names its product arfaptin-2-like. The transcript is spliced from 10 exons. NCBI's taxonomy places the organism in Eukaryota, Metazoa, Chordata, Actinopteri, Scombriformes, Scombridae. The coding region runs from base 357 to 1598 and encodes 413 amino acids. Gene Ontology annotation, biological process: intracellular protein transport; regulation of Arp2/3 complex-mediated actin nucleation. The record is from RefSeq and is a predicted model, not a curated record. Gene Ontology annotation, cellular component: trans-Golgi network membrane. Gene Ontology annotation, molecular function: protein domain specific binding; phospholipid binding.